Molecule: messenger RNA, 1523 nt
Organism: Truncatella angustata
Lineage: Eukaryota; Fungi; Ascomycota; Sordariomycetes; Amphisphaeriales; Sporocadaceae
Product: polysaccharide export protein
Exons: 2
Coding region: 220-1473 (417 amino acids)
Source: RefSeq, a predicted model, not a curated record
CUACGUACCACUUUUGCUGAUUCAUCCCCUUAACUAUUCUACUCUUCUGGAUAUGUGUUCAUGAGCAACACACCUUGCUGUCUCUGCGUUUUCGGGGGGCCAGUGCAAGGAAAGUUUGCCCGUUUUGCUCACGAUGAGAUAGUGCAUUCAUCACCAUAGCUUCAUUACCAUUUCUUUUUCGCUUCGUCGUCGCUCCUUUUUGACAUAGAUUUCAUCUCCAUGCUCUACAGCUACCGCCGUCUCCGGCGCUUCUAUUUGCGGCCGACGCUCUAUAUUAUCGCCAUUCUUUUUUGGAUCGAUGCGCUAUACCUCAUAAAUAGACGGCCGGGCACCUACAGGUCUGAAUUGCAACAUCCAUCGCAUGUGCCCGGCGUGAACAACACUUCCGUUUUCAUAGUUUCAGUACACCGAAAUACGGAGUUGAUACAAAGAUCGGCGUGGAACCAAGCAGUGUUGGAGCUAGUUGACUACCUAGGCGCUGAAAAUGUGCACUUUUCGGCUGUCGAGUCCGGCUCGCAAGAAGGUACAAAAGAUGCCUUGAUGGACCUGAAGGCGGACUUGGACCAACGCGGCGCAACCAACGACGUCAGUCUGGGAAUGACUGUUUGGGAGCAGCUCGACGAAAUCGACCUGCGGCCACCGCCCGACACGAGAGAACCGGGAUGGGUAUGGAACAAAGCCGAAGAUCAGUGGGAGUUGCGCCGCAUACCCUAUCUCUCAAAAGUGCGCAACCAGGCCAUGGAGCCAUUGAAACGGCUCCAAAGAGAAGGCAGACGUUUCGACAAGGUCUUGUGGCUCAAUGAUGUCGUGUUUGAUUCUCAAGACAUCCAGACCUUGUUUGAUACGCGCGAAGGCAAUUACGCCGCUGCCUGUUCCAUGGACUACAAAGCUUCGCCUAUGUAUUAUGACACUUUCGCUUUACGAGACGACAUGGGAUUGAAAACGGCUUCUCUGCACUGGCCCUGGUUCCAGUCGCCCAAAUCAAGGGCUUCAGCACUUCUCAACGAGCCAAUCGAAGUGGCUUCGUGUUGGAAUGGAAUAGUGGUUUUUGACGCUGUCCCCUUUUACUCGGAACCUGCCCUGGACUUUCGUGGUAUUGAUGACAGUCUGGCAGACUUUCAUCUUGAGGGCUCAGAGUGUUGCCUGAUCCAUGCGGACAACUACCUCUCUGCAGCAAGAGGAGUAUGGUUGAACCCCAAUGUUCGAGUCGGCUACAAUGUCAAGGCAUACAACCGAAUCAAGGUCGACCGGUUUCCCACUCCAUUUUGGACAGUGGUGGGCGGAUGGGCGAACCGUAUUAUGAGCUGGAGGAUAGGGUUUCAAAGCUCGCUCGAGGCACACGUCGUGCGCAAGAGGAUAGAACAAUGGGUUUCAGAGACCCCCGCGGGAGAGCUACCUCGCUUCGAACCUGGUGAAGCAUGCUUGAUAAACGAAAUGCAAAUCAUGUGGUCCAAUGGCUGGAAGCAUUUAUAGCACAGGCACAAGAAAAGCAUUAACCUAGGGUUUAGAAACGGCGUUCAAAU